AUGCACUUGGCCAAGCUUUUCUCUUAUCACAUGGAAUCCUACAAGGAGCUCACUUGCGAGUUCUUAGCUUCAAUGAGGUACCACAUGUAUGAAGAGGAAGAUAGAGCUGAUUUGGACCAAGGAUUGGGAUGGAUCACGUUCUUGGCUAAGGGAGAGAAGAGAAUGGUGACCUUUAGGCAGCUGGAAAUCUUGUUUGGGUUCAACUAUGGAGAGGGUACCAAGUGGAACUUCAAGGAAAAGGAACUCCAAAGGGUUUGGGCUACAAUCGCUGAUGGAGUGUACUCUUCCUCAAGGUCCAAGGCAGCUCAGAUCAGGAGCCCAGUCUUGAGGUAUGUGCACAAGGCACUUGCCAACACCUUCUUUGCAAGGAAGGCGACCGGGACCAUCAACGAGGGGGAACUCAAGUUUCUUGACAUGGGAAUCAAGCCCAUUCUCUCACGCACAAGCGAUGGCAAGAGGAUAAGGGGAGAUAGAUCUGACACAGGGAACUUGAUGCCUUUCCUUGACCAUCUCCUUACCUACAAGAUCACAGCCUACAACACUAGACAUCAACGAGGGAGGCGUCUAAGUGUUGGAGGACUCAUCACUCCUAUCUUGUGUGCUGCUGGAGUGAACCCAACUGAUAGGAGAGCCACUGAACCAGGUUGGAUGGACAUCAAGUUUUGCAAGACCAACCUUCUCAUUGAGCACAAGGAGUCCAUUUGCAUUAUAUUUUGUUCCAUGGACACUCAAGAUGUCUUUUGGAGCAUUCUGGAGCAUAUGGGACAAGGAGCAUGGAGGGACUUGGCACAUGGAAGCAGCUCAACUGGAUACGCAAAGGAAGAAGGGAGAAGCCAUCUUGAAGACCAGCUCGACCGUCUACUCGACCAACCGGUCGAGUUCCUCAACUCGACCGGCCAAGCUUCAACUCGAUCGAGCUGA
Microthlaspi erraticum is the source of this 921-nucleotide messenger RNA. The record is from the annotation of a GenBank genome assembly. NCBI's taxonomy places the organism in Eukaryota, Viridiplantae, Streptophyta, Magnoliopsida, Brassicales, Brassicaceae.